This is a messenger RNA of Paramecium sonneborni, 1120 nucleotides long. The record is from the annotation of a GenBank genome assembly. Lineage: Eukaryota; Ciliophora; Oligohymenophorea; Peniculida; Parameciidae.
AUGCAAUUUAAAUUGCUUUCUUAAAAUCGAGUCCAAACAUAACCUACCUAUAUUCAUUCUCUUGAUGAUAAAUCGUUUAUAGUGAGUUAUUCUGAUAAAACCUUCGAAGCUUAUACUGAAGCUAAAAGAUAUUCACUUAAAUAAAACUUUCCAUCUGCUCUAUGUGGUUAUAACAUUGGAUAAGACACGGUUUUAAUUUUGAACUUAAUAUUUGUAGUGUCUGUUAGGAUUAGAAAAUGGAAAUGGAUUAAUUGUUAGAAUCAGAAAUGAUAAGGCUGAAUUCAAUCUCUAAGAAUGGCGGGAGAAGCAAUACAAUCUUGCAUUUUCUAUGGCCAUUAUCUUUAUUGGUAUCAUCCAUAAUUUAUGAGGCAAAAUAAAUUAAUAACAGUACAUAGCUGUCCAUGAAGAUGGGACUUUACUCAUACUCGAAUAGUCUAAUGAACUUCAAUUCACUAAAUUUACUAAAAUUAAAUACAAAAUAAAUAUAGGCUAAGCAUAUUUUAAUCAAGACUUUGCCAUAAUUACUUCUGCCAAUCUUAUUUUCAAAUUUAAUACCAAUCAGAUUAGUAAUUACGCUCAUUAUGAACUUGAUAAAUUCAAAUAAUUAAGUAUGUCUUAACUCAAAUUAUUUGGAUAAACCAUUAAUUAAUAUGAUGAUGAUUAUUGGAAAUAAUAAUGCUAAAUCAAUGGAAUCAUCUAUAAAAUGCUUUAUCAUAACAAUUAAAUAUAUCUCAUCACUGAGAAGGGAUACUUUUAUACUUUGCUUCUUUAAACUAAUUCCUUUGAAAUUGAAAAAAUUGUAGAUCUUAGUUUUAAUAAACCAAUUUAAUUGAAUUUGAUUUCAGAUGACUCUCUACAUAUUUCAUUUCAAGGUUCCUAAUUAUUAAUGUACAAUUUAAAAAAUAAAGUAAUUUCAACACUAUUAUCGUAAAUUAUAAAUAAAUAUUUUAGAAUUAAAUAAGAUAAACAAUUGAUAGGAUCAAGAAUUGAAAAAUAAGAUGGUAAUUUUCUCAUUCUUGUUAUUUAUCGAAAUAAACCAUCUAAUUUCUUGGAAUUAUAUCCACCAAAAUUAUGCGAUGCUCAUGUUAAAUUGAUUUCUAGUAUAAAUUAUGCGGAAUGA